Molecule: messenger RNA, 1882 nt
Organism: Betta splendens (Siamese fighting fish)
Lineage: Eukaryota; Metazoa; Chordata; Actinopteri; Anabantiformes; Osphronemidae
Product: protein c-Fos-like
Exons: 4
Coding region: 381-1334 (317 amino acids)
Biological process (GO): regulation of transcription by RNA polymerase II
Cellular component (GO): nucleus
Molecular function (GO): RNA polymerase II cis-regulatory region sequence-specific DNA binding; DNA-binding transcription factor activity, RNA polymerase II-specific
Source: RefSeq, a predicted model, not a curated record
CGUCUGUGUGCGUUUAGAUGACAACAUGCAUCCAGACUCCUGCACUGAGUUCGACUCAUCAUCCAGCUGUAGCACAGCAUCGCCUGGCGGGGACACCCCUGGGUGCAGCCAGCAUACUUCUGACUCGCUUUCAUCAUCACUGGACGGCGCCAAGGUAGAAGCGGAGCUCAUCAUCUCAACAUCCUAGUUAUCGUCACUGACCGAAAUCUGCAGGACGAUAGACGUAAACCAGGAACAUAAAUUGCAUUCUUUAAAUUCCUCACAAAUCCAAGAGAAUUCCAUAGACAGUGGGUUAUCUCACAGGGGCUGUUGAGACCAGUGCAGCCGACUCCUUUGUUCCGACUGUGACUGCAAUCUCAACCUCGCCUGAUCUGAGGUGGAUGGUGCAGCCGACAGUGAUCACGUCCGUGUCCCCGUCGUCCGGCCGUGCCAAGACCCGAGCUCGCGGCGCGAACCAGUCGUCUUCCCCAGCAGGUGCAAACAAGGCGAAGUCCUCCAACAGGAAAGGGCAGCGAGACCAGGCUUCCAAGGAGGAGGACGAAAGGAGGAGGAUCAGGAGGGAGAGAAACAAAAUUGCUGCGGCGAAGUGUCGUAACAGAAGAAAGGAGCUGAUUGACACUCUUCAAGCUGAAACUGACAAGCUUGAGGAGGAGAAGUCUGCCCUCCAGACGGAGAUAACCGACCUUCUGAAGGAGAAGGAGAGACUGGAGCAGGUGUUAGUCUCCCAUCAACCAUCCUGCAAACUGCCUGCCGGUGAUGGUGAUGGUGAUGGGGAGGAGGGUAAUGAAAACGAUGUUAGCACAAUGCUGCAGGAGCCUCCAGCCUCACCACAGCUGCUGUCCAUCAUGGAGAAUGGAAAAACCCCAGAGAGCAACAUGACAAUUGGAGAAGCCCCUAGUGGUCAAGACAUAGACAAUGUCCCUUGCAUUCCUGCUGCAGCCAUCUUGGGGAACUCCAACAUUCUCCUGUGCUCAAGCGCCGAAGAGGAGGUCCUCGAGGACCUGAAAGGAGACGACCUGGACGACCUGGUGCCCAGCCUGGAGAUGGCCGAGGCCUCUGAGAUGCCUGCAUCCGUCCCUGACAUAGACCUGAGCAGCCCCUUUUGCCUCUCAGACUGGGAAACCCUGUACAAGUCUGUGGCGAAUGACCUUGAAUCUUUGAGCACACCGGACAUGUCUUCCAGUCCUGCUUGUAGCAAUUACCGCACAGUGUUUUCCUUUAAUUACUCAGAGAUUGAUUCCUUAGCUGAGGGCUGCGAGAGCCUUAAAGGCAACCUCGGCUCAUCCGAGUUGAUGAAGGAUAGUCUUAACUCUCCAACACUUCUGGCCUUGUGAAUGCAAAUAGGUUAUGCAACAAUACUGUAAUUGUAUUCUAACCAGCCAGCAAGCUAUGAUAUAACAUACUUUUUGUAGUGUAAGUUCUGAUGUGGUGUAAACCUUAACAUCAAAGGUUGUAUAGGCAACUUGUUUUCUGUGACUGUAACAGAGUUGACUUCUUCCAUGCUGCUGGUGCAUUUUGCCUUUGUGCUGGUAUCAACAAUGCAUGCAAAUACAAGUCAUUCAUAAUCUAAGAAGAGAUGGUAUGCUGUGUUUUUAAAGCCCCUACAUGUGAUGUGAACUUAGCUCCUGCUCAGUAAACUAAUAUACUGUAUGUGUAAUACUGUUGACAGAGUUGUGUUGUGACAAGUGAAAAUAGAAGCGUUACUAAUGUUUAGUAUAGCUGUAACAUUUUGUGUAAGGUGUCCCCUGACAUGACUUGACAUCUUAUUUAAAAAAUAUCAUGACAUGUAUUUAAUGGAGAUGUAUUUUAUGACAUAGUUUUAUUUUUUUACUUAAAAAAUUAUCAGAUGAAAAAAUGUUGGAAAUAAAUAUUACGCACCGUU